Messenger RNA from Zygotorulaspora mrakii, 1557 nucleotides. Its product is annotated as putative asparagine synthase. Lineage: Eukaryota; Fungi; Ascomycota; Saccharomycetes; Saccharomycetales; Saccharomycetaceae. Gene Ontology annotation, molecular function: asparagine synthase (glutamine-hydrolyzing) activity. The record is from RefSeq and is a predicted model, not a curated record. The coding region runs from base 1 to 1557 and encodes 518 amino acids. The transcript has a single exon.
AUGUGUGGGAUACUGCUUCAUUUUCAGCCACAGCUGGACGCAAGUAUUUUGCUGAAGAAUGAAUUGCUAGAGUUCACCGAGCAUUCUGACAGUUCGCAAUUGUGCAGCGACACCUCAAAUAUCUUCAAUAAAAUAGUACCGCAUGUCAGAGCUAGAGGGCCAAAUUACUCUUCAUUCAGAACUUCACGGGAGCAUUCAACAAGCUGGUUUUCCUCUGUACUUUCGCUGCGAGAACCAUUCACCACUCAGAGCAUCGAAAUUCAUGGGCGGUACGUAUUGCAGUUCAAUGGUGAACUUUACAAUGAAGAAAUAAAGGAUAAUGAUACGCGAUUUAUUGCUAAUUUACUACAUCUAGAUGAUACAGGGAUUUCUGAAAUUAUUCGCUCUUUAGAUGGUGAGUUUGCUUAUACAAUUUAUGAUAAGAAAGAGAGGAUGUUUUACUUUGGAAGAGACAGCGUUGGCAGGCGAAGCUUAAGUUAUCGCCUCAAUGAAAGUACCGGCGAGCUAUUUGUUGCAAGUGUUACGGGUAAGGAAGAGGAAUUCGUGGAUUGCAUUGCAGGAGUAAUAUAUACGUAUGAUACACAGACGAAAACUCUUAAGCAGAAGGAUGUCAUCCGCAACCCAUUCAGCAUAUGUGAGGAUAUAGACAAGGAAAUGACUAAUCUGGGCAGUAGCAUUGAGAAAUUGUAUAAAGAAUUGAAAUUCUCGACUAAGAAAAGAGUGAGAUCCAUUCAUCCAAUGCAUAUUGAAAAUUCACCUAUAGCUGUGCUGUUUUCUGGUGGAUUGGAUUGCUCAGUAGUAGCCUCAUUGGUAUUAGAGGAGCUGCGUGAGAACUCUGGCGAUUAUCAGUCAAUAAGUGUUGAAUUGCUUAACGUUGGAUUUGAAAACCCUCGUACGGGCAUAAUGCCGUCGGAAACACCAGAUAGAAAGCUGGCCACAAGCAGUGCAAAAGCUCUUCAAGCCUUAUACCCAGAAAUUGAUAUCAAACUUGUAGAAAUAGAUGUCCCAUAUUCAGAAUAUUUGGCAUACAGGCCACAGGUUGUUGAUCUCAUGUACCCGAAAAAUACUGAGAUGGAUCUGUCUAUUGCAAUUGCUUUUUUUUUCGCUUCUAAAGGAUCAGGUUUUGUCACAUUACCAGAUGGUAGCAGAGAUAAAUAUCAGCGCAAAGGUAUUGUUCUCUUUAGUGGACUGGGAGCAGAUGAACUUUUCGGCGGAUAUCACAAAUUGGCGAACAAAUCAUCGGAAGAGCUAACAAAAGAGUUAACAAGACAGAUAAAUAGCAUCUACGAUCGAAAUUUAAAUCGCGACGAUAAAGUCAUUGCAUGCAAUGGAGUUGAAGUCAGAUAUCCAUUUUUGGAUGAAAGUCUUAUCACUUUUUCAACUGGUUGUAUUCCUUUGAAUUACAAAGUUAACAAACUGAUCUUGCGAAAAAUGGCGAGUGAAAAGCUUUAUCUCAUUGGAAUUUGUGAUGAGCCCAAAAGAGCAAUCCAGUUCGGCACAAAGAGUGCCAAGAUGACCAAAGAUGGAAACAAGCAUGGCACAGAUCUCCUGAAAUAA